CCUUCAUUCUUCUCUUUCAUUUUCAUUUUACCAGCGGCGUCCUCUGUUCACUCUGUUUCUACUCUGAAGAACGAACCAUGGCGUACGCGAAACCCACGAAACCCGGUUUGGAGGAAUCACAAGAACAGAUCCACAAAAUUAGGAUCACCCUUUCCUCCAAGCACGUCAAAAAUCUCGAAAAGGUUUGUGCUGAUUUGGUUCGUGGUGCUAAGGAUAAGCAUCUUAGAGUGAAGGGACCAGUUAGGAUUCCAACUAAGGUUCUUAAUAUCACUACUAGGAAGACCCCUUGUGGUGAAGGUACCAACACCUGGGACAGAUUUGAACUUCGGGUGCACAAGAGAGUCAUUGACCUCUACAGUUCCCCGGAUGUUGUUAAGCAGAUUACCUCUAUCACCAUUGAACCUGGUGUCGAGGUUGAGGUGACCAUUGCAGAUGCCUGAUUGUGAUCCCAAAUUUAACUCGUUAUGUGUACUAUUUCUUUUUUGCCGCCUGUAUUUUGAUAGUAUUGGUAUCGGGACAAAGUUGGCUUGUUUUCUUUUCUUUUAUGGUUCUGAACAUUAAUGAGUACCUUGAGAAAACGUCAUGCUUAAUAUGUUUUAGAUUAUUGUUGAAUUAUUUAUUUUGAUACUAUAUCAAAACAUAUUAUUUUUUGUGCUCA
This is a messenger RNA of Trifolium pratense (red clover), 658 nucleotides long. Its product is annotated as 40S ribosomal protein S20-2-like. Gene Ontology annotation, biological process: translation. Lineage: Eukaryota; Viridiplantae; Streptophyta; Magnoliopsida; Fabales; Fabaceae. Gene Ontology annotation, cellular component: cytosolic small ribosomal subunit; ribosome. The record is from RefSeq and is a predicted model, not a curated record. The coding region runs from base 78 to 440 and encodes 120 amino acids. Gene Ontology annotation, molecular function: structural constituent of ribosome. The transcript is spliced from 3 exons.